Molecule: messenger RNA, 1062 nt
Organism: Synchytrium microbalum
Lineage: Eukaryota; Fungi; Chytridiomycota; Chytridiomycetes; Synchytriales; Synchytriaceae
Exons: 4
Coding region: 1-1062 (353 amino acids)
Source: RefSeq, a predicted model, not a curated record
AUGGUCGCAUUCUCCAAACUCGCUUUGCCAACUGUCUUCAUUGUUGGUGCUUACGCUCAGAAUGCUACAAAUACCACCACACCAAACCUGGUUCCAGAUGUAUUGCUUGCCAACGGCUUGACCACCAUCGCCUCAUUGAAGAGUUCCAACCCAAACUGGAGCUCAAAGAACUUGACUCUCUUUGCUCCUACUAAUGCUGCCGUCACUGCUGCUUAUGGAGCUACUCCAGUCGGCAACGUCGCAGCUCCCCAAGGCUUCUCCGAAUAUGAUGUGGUCAUCGACACAGCCGCUACUUCGUCCAACUACUACGUUUUGUCUGCCGCCAACCCGCCAAUAGUCUGGUACAAUGUAUCCGGCACCAUAUAUGCCAGAUGGGGAACUGGCCAAUCUAUCGCAGCUCCUUUCCUUGCUGACAAUGGUAUCGUUUACGCUCUGAACUCUGUCGUUGACAAGCCACAAAACAUUUCAACCAUGCUUGCUGCCAAUGCCGGUGCUGGCACAAACAGUGGAUUGUCUACUCAAUCUUUCCUGUCUGCUCUGUCUGCCGCUGGAAUGACUGGAAGCAGUGCUACCGGCUCUUUGGAUCUGUUGGGAAGCACCACCGUAUUCGCACCUUCUGAUGCCGCUAUGGCCAAAUAUGCCAACUUCUUCUCCACAUUGACUGUUGACCAAAUACGAUACGUACUCCAAUACCACGUCGUCCCAACCAACGUACAAUACUCCACCAGUUUGAAAUCCUCAAACUUCUUCCCAUCAUUGGCUGGAGGAUCUGUCAUCACUGCCACCGCAAACAAUGUCACAGUCCACGUCAACAACGCAACCAUUGUAUUGGCUGACUGUUUCCACAGUAACGGUGUCGUACACGUCAUCAACGAAGUCUUGAUUCCUAACAACAUCCCCGGAAUGACCACCGCUACUCCAACUGCCUCUGCUAAAACCAGUCCAACUGCCGCUGCUGGCUCCACAACUGCCUUGUUGGGAUCUUCAUCUGGUGUUGGAAAAGUCGCUGUUAGUGCCUUUGGAUUGGUAUCUGCCUUGUUGUUGGCUGUAUUGGUACUUUAA